AUUGGCAACUCAAGUUCUCUCUCUGUUAUCUCUCUCCUGUUCGACGCUGAGAUGGAAUUCUGAGUAGACCAUGCCGGAAUAUUUUCUGCCUUUUUCUUCAAUUCAUUUCUUCCGAUUGUGAAUCUGGUCGGUUGAAAGAGCCUUCAAUCGCGUCUUCUUCUUCUUGUUAUUCUUCAACGACCCGAGGAGGUCCUGGGGGUUUUGACUGGAUGUUGUUUUUACAUUUGGAAACUCAGCAUCUUAAGGACAAUAUUAUGGAAAUUAUAUUGUAAACAAUGGCAAGUGAGAACACAAUAUAUGUCUGAAGAACUUCAUAUAAGAUAUCUUUCCAAUUUUUAUGGGCAGAAAUGGAAGCUCGCUCAAUCUUUCCAAGCCAGAGGUCAGAGGGAAAGCAACUAAGUGCUAUGAAUUCAUCUGUUGGAAGAUCAUCUUCUUUAUCAGUUCUGCCUACACCUGCUGAAAAAAAAUAUCCAAAGCUUCCAGAUUGCCAGCAGGUUUCAAUGGAAAAGGAACUUUGGGCAAACCGUGUUGGACAACAUCGAGCAUCCAUAGCGACAAACAAUGGUGCCAUUGGACACAUGUUCUCAACAAGUUCAGGUUUCACAAGUGAACUUCAUUAUUCUAGCUCUUUACAGCAUCAGAUGCAUGCCAACAGUGCUCCAUUCUUUUCUCAAGCAUCAAACAAUGUAACAUCUGUUGCUCAGGCACUUCCUUCUCAGUCAGUUUUGUUCCAGACUACAUCACCUAGUAAUUUUACUAGAGAAAAUAAUGAUGCAACAUGGUCAGACGAUUCUCUAUUUUUUGAUUUUUCUGAUGGUGGUGGUUGCCAUAGCCAGAUACAAAACAGCACUGGCAUGGCUUCUCAAGACCAAUCUCGGCAAAGUGACUUUCAGGAAUGGGCUGAUCAGAUAAUGGCUGAUGACACUUUAGUAGCCACUGGUUGGAAUGACCUCCUUGUUGAACCUGAUCCAGAGAUAAAGGUUUACCAGGGUCCCAAGCUGCCUUCAGAUUUCACAGUCAGCCAACCCCAAAUUAAUCAACAGGUUCCUGCUCUCUCAGGAGAUUCAAACCAUGUGGCAAGUCCAUCAGUUACAAACGGGACCCAGAAUAAACCCCGAAUGCGUUGGACACCAGAACUCCAUGAGUGCUUUGUUGAAGCUGUGAACCGUCUUGGUGGCAGUGAAAAAGCAACACCAAAAGGUGUUCUAAAGCUUAUGAAAGUAGAAGGCCUGACCAUUUACCAUGUUAAAAGUCACUUACAGAAAUAUCGAACAGCUAGGUAUCGACCUGAAGCAUCUGAAGGAGGUUCAGACACGAAAACAAGUCUUGAGGAAAUAUCAUCUCUAGACCUGAAAACGGGUAUUGAGAUUACUGAAGCACUGAGACUACAAAUGGAAGUGCAGAAGAGAUUGCAUGAACAACUGGAGAUUCAGCGUAACCUACAGUUAAGAAUUGAAGAACAAGGAAGAUAUCUCCAAAUGAUGUUUGAAAAACAAUGCAAGACCAGUGAGAAGCUUAAAAUGCCUUCUUUGCUUGAUGAUGCGUCUGGUGCUUCUCCAUCUGACAUAACCCAAUCUUCAAAAGAAAAUGAUCUGGGAAAACCUCUGGCCAUGAACGAGACAGAUAUUAUUCCAGAGAAAACAGAAGAUAGGAAUCAGCAGUUCGAUCAGAAACAAAGGAUAGUUGAAGUAGAGUCAUCAAAUCCUGACCAGGUGACGAAUGUUGGGUCAGAGUUACCACCUGCAAAGCGUCUGAAGUCAUCCUUGAGUUGAUUCUGCAGAACUGAACUUCAGUUGGUCCAUGGGGUCUGAUCAGAAUCAUCAGACAAUUCAUAGUUUAUUUCAAAAGGGAAGUUUUCUCAACCGAGACAGUUGAGCCAAGGAAAUUCAGAGCCCCCCUAAUUAUGCAAUUUCUGAUCAUGGUAAUCUAGGAUUCUCUGAAAUGUUUUCUUUCAAAUAAAAAAAAUAGUUUACAGCCAUGGAGUAGAGUAACUGGUAACUCUAACAUGUGUUGUAAAGGAAGCUUAUGUUAUCUGCAAUUCUCUUGGAUAUAUCGAUCUUGUUCUUAAGACCAGGGUAAUGAUCCACACGUCUUGUGCGUGAUGGUUUUUUGUAUACUAACUAGGGUCUGCUAAAGAUUGUGUUUUGAUAGUGAACCACUAACGGCUCACAUUGGUCAGUUGCAUUCCAGCAGCUCCUGUGAUUAGUGGUCUUUCCCUUGUCUUUA
Nymphaea colorata (pocket water lily) is the source of this 2226-nucleotide messenger RNA. RefSeq names its product protein PHOSPHATE STARVATION RESPONSE 1-like. The record is from RefSeq and is a predicted model, not a curated record. The transcript is spliced from 8 exons. NCBI's taxonomy places the organism in Eukaryota, Viridiplantae, Streptophyta, Magnoliopsida, Nymphaeales, Nymphaeaceae. The coding region runs from base 348 to 1772 and encodes 474 amino acids. Gene Ontology annotation, molecular function: DNA-binding transcription factor activity; DNA binding.